CGGUCAAAUUAUCAACCCUCAGUCAACUACAGUCUCUCCAUAACAGACAGCUCUGGUGGCCAAAUAGAGUAGCAGAAACGCAGACGAACAAGCGAAAAUGGCUUCAGUAUCUCUAUCUUCACCAAGUGUUCAAGCAUACAAUAAGGGCAUCGUUUCUUGUGGAAGGAGUCAGUUAAGCUCUUGCAGUUUCGCUUUUGAGUCGGGCUUCUUCGGCACCAAAUUUCCCACGGGGCCGUUGUCAUUAUCAACCCGGAAAACUCGCAGGACCCGACCUGAGUCUGUCGAGACGUACUGCUCGAGUACCCUCUCUGCUUCUACUCAGACGUUCGACGUCGUGAUCAUCGGCGCCGGCAUCAUUGGGUUGACGAUCGCCCGUCAAUUUCUGAUCGGGUCGGAUCUUUCUGUUGCGGUGGUAGAUAAGGCCGUCCCUUGUUCUGGUGCAACUGGUGCAGGGCAAGGCUACAUAUGGAAGAUACACAAGACCCCUGGGAGUGAUACAUGGGAGCUGAACAUGAGAAGCCACGAACUGUGGGAGAAGUUUGCUGAAAGUAUACAAGAUCAAGGCUUGAAUCCUCUCGAAGUUUUAGGUUGGAAAAAGACAGGAAGCUUGCUAGUUGGUAGGACCCCUGAGGAGUCAGCCAUGUUAAAAAGAAGGGUGGAGCAGCUAUCCAAUGCUGGGUUAAAAGCUGAGUAUUUGUCAAGUCAUGAUUUACUUCUAGAGGAACCUGCAGUUAUGGUAGGGGAAGAAGGAGGGGCUGCCUUUCUACCUAAUGACUCCCAGUUGGAUGCUCAACGAACUGUUGCGUUUAUUGAAAAGGCUAACAGGGAAUUUGUGGCGAAAGGCAGAUAUGCAGAUUUCUAUAGUGACCCAGUCACGUGUUUAUUAAGAUCUGGCAGCGGUGGGGAGGUUGAAGGUGUUCAAACUUCCAAAAGGACCUUGUACUGUAAGAAAGCCUUAGUCAUGGCGGCUGGUUCUUGGAGUGGGUCUUUGAUGCAUGAUCUGUUAAGAGAAUCAGAUGCCAUAUUAGAUGUACCUGUAAAGCCACGAAAGGGUCACCUGCUUGUGUUGGAAAAUUUUAAUUCCCUCAAGUUGAAUCAUGGCCUGAUGGAAGUGGGUUAUGUUGGUCAUCAAGAAAAUGCUACUUCAGCUACAAAAUUAACUGAUAAUGGGCAGGCUCUCUCUGUUUCAAUGACAGCCACAAUGGAUAGUGUGGGGAACCUUGUUCUUGGGAGUAGUCGUCAAUUUGCCGGGUUCAGCACUGAGGUGGAUGAUUCUAUCAUUGGUUACAUAUGGAAGCGGGUCGCAGGGUUCUUUCCUCAAUUGAAAGAAGUGUCCCUCACAGAUUUCGCUGUGAGAAGAAAAGUGAGAAUAGGCUUACGACCUUACAUGCCUGAUGGGAAGCCUAUGAUUGGGCCUGUUCCUGGUUUGUCUAAUGUGUUCAUUGCAACUGGACAUGAAGGUUGCGGACUCUCAAUGGCUUUGGGGACUGCUGAAAUGGUUGCGGACAUGGUGUUGGGCAAUCCUGGAAAUGUUGAUUAUGCACCAUUUGUGGUUCAAGGACGAUCUUGUUGAUUACUAUGUGCACUUGAAACUGUGCAACAUUCAUACCAUGGUAAUUGGGCUGCAACAUGAGCUUUAGCCAGCUGCCGCAAUGCUGCUUCAGUGCGCUAAUGGAACACCCAUUUUGGAAGGAAAAGGAGAUGUCCUACUUGUUUAGCUGUCUCUUUAUAUCAUUUUCCCUACCCCUUCAAGAUGAUGGGUCUAAUUUGAUUUUUGUUUCGAAAAGAAAAUUGUUGGAUUCGUUAUGUCUAGGGUUAUAUAAUAUGAUGAUCGAGUUGAUUCCAAUGAUUAUAUGUUCAUCCCAUGAUGGACAGCACUGGAAUAGGGUUGGAUACAUUAUGAGAAGGGAUCAUUCCAGCAUAUCUAAAUA
Messenger RNA from Tripterygium wilfordii, 1931 nucleotides. Its product is annotated as hydrogen cyanide synthase subunit HcnC. Lineage: Eukaryota; Viridiplantae; Streptophyta; Magnoliopsida; Celastrales; Celastraceae. Gene Ontology annotation, molecular function: oxidoreductase activity. Bases 98 to 1573 code for a protein of 491 amino acids. Gene Ontology annotation, cellular component: cytoplasm. The transcript has 9 exons. The record is from RefSeq and is a predicted model, not a curated record.